AUGAUACAUAGGGUCAAAUACGUACCAUCCGAGCCUCAUCAACCUCAGCCUCCUCAAUCACAAUCUCACCCCUCAACGGGCUCGAAAAUAAUCGAGAGCACCAGCCAGAGCCCCUUUCCAGAGGCUAAUGUAACCACCACCGUUGGGCAUGUUUUCAGAUUCAAAGUACCAAAGCACGCCUUCGGUGGGAGCGUAAAUCACUACGAGAUACGGAGCAGUAACAACAAGCCGUUGCCUCACUGGCUGUUUUACGAUGAGGCAACGACCACUCUGCUGGGUGUGCCCGCUAAAAAAGAUGUAGGCCAGCAUCAUUUAUCCAUAAAGGCUUAUUAUACGUACGGAGAUGUCGUUGAGAGUUUAUUUACCGUCAAGGUCCUUCCGGAAAAGACUGAUGAAGUUAAACAUAAGGAUGGAAAGUCGAAAAAGCUUUUUUCAACAACGCCAUUACCCCACAUUAAUAUUGAUCCGAGAAUCGAUUUGUUCUGCUGCGCAGAAAACUUGGAAAAGCUCUCGCUCUUGGGCUUUAAAUGUACGAAACUGAUUGGCUGCAACACCCCAGAGCCGGCGAUUGAUCUUGAUAAUCGGUAUCGUUUGAUGCGUCACGAGCAGAUGCUGGAUGCACAAGGAAAUCCCACGGAUAAAUUUAUUAAAGAUUCAAGAGUUUAUUCUUUUGAAGAAUACAUUGAAAUUCACAAUCUUAAUCAAUAA
This is a messenger RNA of Cotesia congregata, 708 nucleotides long. The record is from the annotation of a GenBank genome assembly. Lineage: Eukaryota; Metazoa; Arthropoda; Insecta; Hymenoptera; Braconidae.